This is a messenger RNA of Platichthys flesus (European flounder), 3649 nucleotides long. RefSeq names its product KIAA0513 ortholog. Lineage: Eukaryota; Metazoa; Chordata; Actinopteri; Pleuronectiformes; Pleuronectidae. The transcript has 13 exons. Bases 256 to 1548 code for a protein of 430 amino acids. The record is from RefSeq and is a predicted model, not a curated record.
UCGGGCUCGCCUCUGUUUGUUGCCUGCGCAGUCGUGCACGAGCAAACCAGCAGCUGCGACGCACUAACAUAGAGGAAGAGCAGGAGGAAGAGCAGGAGGAAGAGGAGGAGGCUCAGAUGCACUGGCUUUGCGAGUUGACUUGAUGACAGCGCCCUCAGGAGGUGGGAGGAGCGUCUGCAGAAGCUCCAGUCUGUGACCAGUAGCUCUGUUAGAAUAGCACCAGUGUAGAGCUCGGAGCAGGGACUGGUUUCCAGUAUGGAGGGCGUAGCCGUGCAGAACCUGAUAGACUUCGAGCUUCCCUCCGAGGCCUCGGCUCUGAGCGGAGACGGAGGCCGACACGAAGGCCUCACAGACAUUUUCUCCCCAGAGCCGGUGUCUUCCACCGGAUUCCAUCAGCAGCCGUCACUACCAGAGCCCAUGGCACCGACCCAGUCUCUCCACCACCACCACCACCGGCACCACCACCACCCAGAGGAAGGAGACAGCGACGCGACGGAGUCGGCAGACAGCGAGAACGACAUGGAGCCGCCCUCCCUGCUGAGGAGGUCGUCCUCGUCUUCUGCUCACAGUCGGGAGGACGCCGACGCCGAGACGCAGGAGGGGAGGCAGUUCAUGAAGGCGUACGUGGAGAAGGUGUUUCACGGAAAGGACGACUUUGACCAGGAGGAAAAGGCUCGUUUCGGGGAACUGUGCAGUGGAGAGACGAGCAAAGGCCGAGAGUGGUUCGCCAAAUACGUCAGCGCCCAGCGCUGCCAUUCCAAGUGUGUGAGUGAAGCCACCUUCUACAGGCUGGUGCAGUCGUUUGCAGUGGUUCUGUUUGAAUGUUUCCAGAUGGACGACUACAGUCCAGCCAAGAACCUCAUGACCAUGUGCUUCACGUACUACUACAUAGGGAAGUCUCAGCCGUCUCCCUCGGAGCUGCUGGAUCGCGGCGCUCCUCCAGCUCCUAUGGACUUGUACCUCAACAAGGCCAACUCGUGGCUGACGGGGAAAAAGGACGCCGCCGAGCGCCUCCUGAAAAACACGUCUAAGACGGACGUCAAAGGUUUCUUCGGAGGCCUGGAGAGCAAACUCAGGAGCUCGAUGGCUCCAAAGACUGAAGAGGAGGAAAACCCUGUGGAGAUGAAGCCCAGAUCACCAGUGUCUGAAGGUCCAGAGGAGAAGAGAGGGGAGAAGGUUUAUCUGUACGGUCACCUGAAGCAGCAGCCCAUCUGGCACACGCUGAGAUUCUGGAACGCUGCGUUCUUCGAUGCGGUUCAUUGUGAGAGGAAGAAGAGAUCACCGACCACCAGGGGAACGCAGGAUGAAGAGAAAGACGAGAGAGAGAAGUGGUGUCACAUGACCCAGGAGGAGCGAGAGGACAGCUCCAAGAUGGACGAGAACAUCGCCUUCGGUCAGCUGGGGACCUUCACUCACAACAUGCUGGCGUUCGGCCUCAGUAAGAAGCUGUGUAACGACUUCCUGAAGAAACAGGCGAUCAUUGGAAACCUGAACGAAGAACAGAACAAGCUGCUGAGCGACCACAUAGAGAAAAUGGCGGCAGAGUGACACAAAACAUUUCCUCUCGACUAAACAUCGUGACCAACUCUGCGUUUGACUGUUGUUGCAUUUUGUGUGGUUUCCUGCCGAGAUGCAGCGUGUGUUCUGAGCUGUGUCGUCGUCGUAGCAGCGUUGUGCGUCCAGCUCCAGCUCCUCUUCAUCCGGUGUCAGCAGAAACACCUCGUCAUCAUCAUCAGCUGCUGCAUGACCUCAUCGGUAAAACGCAGCCAUCUGUGACCCGCUGUUAACAAGUGACCCCAGGGAGUCUAGAAGCUCAACAGUGUUAGGCUACACAUCCAUGUGCUGUUUGAUCGUGUGUGUGUCCAUGUUAAAUAUAUUUAUUACAUAUUAAGAGAAAUACUGUGUUAAAUAUAAAACAUUCUUCUGCCUUUGUUCAUCUUCAUACAGCUCCAACCUGACGCCUGGCUCGUAUUGAAAUCUGAUUCUAUUUACAAACACACUGACCAAUCAGCUUCGACAACAAUCCUGUAUCAUUCAUAACCUUCAGGCCUUCUCUCGGAUUAAUAGAACAUGUUUAUUUGUUUCCUUGCUCCGGCUCAAACGCGUAGCACGUAGGCUAAAUAUGACGCUACAGCCAGCGGAGGGGUUAGCUUAGCUUAGCAUAAAGGUUGGAAACCCCAACCAAAGAGACAUCACGUGCUUCCCAGUGAACGAGUGGACGAGUGGACGAGGUUUCUAACACGUGAACUCAAAUAUCUCAGGAUGAAGAAGAGGAGUUCGUACACGUAGAAGACGAAGACGUCCCCUUGGACAAGUGAUGCUAAGCUAAAGCUAACUGCCUGUUGGUCGUAGCUUCAUAUUAGACAUUAGUGUUCAUAUUCCGGAGGUUGUGAUUUAACUUUACAUCAGGAAACAUCUUCCGUCCAAAGUGCCUUCCAGGAAACGUCAUGUCCUCGGUCUAACUUCUUUGAUGCUUCCUUUGAUCUCACGACUAAACACAACCUCUUCCACAACCAUGUCAUGAAACACUUUCACUGUAGUGUUGUGUACUUUGUCGUCAUAUAGUGGAGUUGUGUUGCCAACAGCAGAUCAUGUUCCCUGGAUGAACCUCCAGCCCUCCUCACACGCGUGUUUCUAAAUACUCUGCAUGUGCAUCUAUAUGUGAAUCUGUGGAAACGUGUGUAAGAAUGACUGAAGCUGUGAGUGGUUGUGUUACUUCACCCGACCACUGGAGGGCAGCACACCACUGCUUCCCGGGGAGAGAUUCCUGAAAGGAGAAGAUGUUAUCGAGGCUCCACCGGUUGGGUUCAGAAACUUGGAAAUCCAUUUUGUAAAUACUGUUUAUAUUUCUCUGUGUUGUAUAAAUGAAUCACGUGCUGCUGUUUGUGAAAUGUAGUUAAUUGCAGAUGUUAUAGAUGUAAUUGUGUUUUAAUUGUGUCCACGACGAAUAUCUAAGUGAAGUAACGACUGAAGGUCACACACACCCACACACACACACACACACACUUAUUUGAUUAUCUGGUGUGAAUGUACAGAUUCCUUCACAUCCUGAGUUUGUUGAAGUGUCCCUUUGCAUUUCUAAAACGGAAGUAUUGAUCCUUGUAUUGUACUUAUUAGCUCAGCAUGAGCUGUUUGCACUACCCCCCCCCCCCCCCCCCCCCCACACACAUACACACAUACACCUGGUGUGACACCGGUUCCUUGAGGCUGUUUUUGUACUUACUGGUCCUUAUUUAAAUCUUCAUGGGCGUUUGUCUCGUUGCCUGAAGGAAAAUGCUUCUUCUUUUCUACCAUAUUGCUUUUGUGUGAAGUAUCAUUAAAGGAGUUUGUUGUGUUGAUGAACUCAGUGUCGUCCAGUUCGAGGUUCAACACCAAGUCAGUUGUGUUUCCUUUACAUGUUUGCUCAGGAUUUACGCCUAAACAAGUGUUUCAUCAGAAUUUAUUCUACGUUUAAACAAACUCAUCUGCUCGCUGAAGAGUUCACGUGACUUUGUGAUGCGUGUGAAGGCUAUAGUUGUUGUAAAGGUUUCCUGGGGGGGGAUUGUGUAUCAUCUGAACGUGUGUUACACCGUUUUUAUUGUGCUCUUCUUACACUUGCAUGACCACAUUGUCAUACUGCUGUUCGUAAUAAAUAAUAUGUUCAAUUCAA